AUGGUACAAAAUACAUUAACACCGCAGUUGAUUAUUUCUCUAAGAGAUACGAGUAAUAAUUCGAAACCGAGCAAAUGGCCAAAAAACACACUAGUUGUGAUACCGACCAUAUGGAAAGAAAUCGAUUGGGCUAAUCGAUCAAGUUGGCCAGUAUGGCUUCGUAAUGGACUUGGCUGGUCUAAUUCAACUGCACGUUCGUAUCAUAUUCAUCUGUAUCAACGCAUUGAUCCGAAUUCUGCAUAUCCCUAUGAUUGGCCGUAUUCGGUCAAUGUUCAUGAAGAGACUGGAACCAUUCUACAAUUCAUUCAUGAUCACUAUUUCGAUCUACCAGAUAAAAUGUUGUUCAUGCACGGCAAACCCUAUGUUCAUACAAGUUAUAAUCCUAUUCAAUCAGCACUAUGCAUUCGUGGUGAUGUUCAUUUUGCAAGUAUAAACGAUGAAAGAGAAUGGAUUCAUAAGCGAUCAUGGACAUAUUGGCCUCGCGAUCCCGAUGAUAAUAUUGCGAUGAUGUACAAAUGUGCUAACCGUAUGUUGAUUUUGUUUGGUUAUGAUGGCGAAUCACAGUUAAAUCCGACACAAAUGAAAUCGAAAGAUGGAAAUGUGAUCUCAGCAUUCUGCUGUGCUCAGUUCUAUGUAACGAAAGAACGUAUUCAUCGAUAUACGUAUGAACAAUGGUUAUCUGUAUACCGUGCUAAUUUCGAACCGAUUUGUACGACAGAAAAAGAGAACGGACCACUCGGCAAAGGUAUCCAAUGGUUUGGAGGAACUUUUGAGCAUCUUUGGCAUGUUAUUCUUGGACUGUAUCCAGUUGAUGCACCAGCACCACGCAUGAAUACAACUACACAUCGAUGUCAGUGGUUUCGUGCAUCUUGCAAGGGUUCGCCUUGUUCAUUAUGA
This is a messenger RNA of Adineta ricciae, 897 nucleotides long. The record is from the annotation of a GenBank genome assembly. Lineage: Eukaryota; Metazoa; Rotifera; Eurotatoria; Adinetida; Adinetidae.